Molecule: messenger RNA, 779 nt
Organism: Daphnia magna
Lineage: Eukaryota; Metazoa; Arthropoda; Branchiopoda; Diplostraca; Daphniidae
Exons: 3
Coding region: 145-765 (206 amino acids)
Source: RefSeq, a predicted model, not a curated record
CAUUUCACUCGUCCUCCAAAAAGCUGAAAAAAUGAAUAUAAAAGGGCAGUCUUUCGCAGUUUUUCAAACGUCGACCGUCAGCUCUCAACACUGCAAUCGACAACUAUUCCUCAAACUACACACAUCUUUUUCUUGUCAUUCGCAAUGUCUGCUUUCAAGAUCACGCUCAUCGCUCUAGCUUCGCUGGUGGUGGUAGUCACGGCUUUUAAUGAGGAUCUUUCGGGAGACAUGAAACUGUCAGAGACGAAACACAGAAGGUAUUACGGGAACAACAACGCUGGCUACAACAGUUACGGAUCUGGUCACGAUGUCGGAUAUGGACAAGUGCUGGGAUAUAGACAAUCACAGGGGUACGGAUACCCACAAGUACAAUCACAGGGGUACGGAUACCCACAAGUACAAUCACAGGGGUACGGAUACCCACAAGUACAAUCCCAUGGAUACGUACAAUCCCAUGGAUACGGACAAUCCCAUGGAUACGGAGGUAAUCCAGGGCAAUCCACCUAUGGCACAGGAUAUGCCCACGGCAGCGUUACGGCAACACACAACAAUAUGGUUAUCCAGGACAAUCCAGCUAUGGAUCAGGAUAUGGUCACAACAGCGGAUACGGCAAUCAAUAUGGAAAUAGCUAUCAAAGUGGAUACAGCAACCAAUACUAUCGAAAUGAUUAUGUUGAUGAUUAUGUUCAUAGGGGCUUAUUUUAGAUUAACAUUAAUCGUAAUAGUAAAUUAUUUUCGCAAAAAAAUCUCAAAAGAAAUAAACUGAUCCACCUUUGAAAA